GCAAACCACAUUUCCGCCCGGCCAUGCUAAUCCUGUGUGUUUACGUUGCUACUCAAUAGAUCCGACCCGGCUUGGAGAGUGCACGAACUUUCCGGCUCAGUUUUCACGCGUGUGCCGCACUACAAACCGGUUUUGGUAGUAGUACGAGACUAGCUGCCUCUAGUAGAACUGUGUGCCAACGUGCGCUAUGCGGUAGUGCCGGUUUAGUUUCGUGAGAAUGCCUCGUGAACACGUUUCCUAGUCGGUAGACAGCUGGGUUGAGGCUUCUUCUGUGAAGAGUUUGUGUAAAGAGAGUGGUGUCUACUCCGUCAAUACAAGCCGGUGUGGUCCGACAGGGCAGGACAAACACAGGGGGAGCGCGAAACAAAAAAGUCCGCCGGCAAAUCGUCAGGCCCGCUGGUUGGCCUACAUGCGAAAGAAUACAGCGUGUUUGAACGAACAACAUCGCGGGGCACGGUCGUCUGACACCCCGGGUGAUCGCGCACGCAAGCACGUAACCGGCGAGGUCAACCUCUCCCCCGGCUGGAGAUUUUCUGAGAAAACCGCAGAAGCAACAUGGCCGUGGUUUUGUGGAGACUACGAUGUUGGGUUUUGGUUUGGGUGAUUUAUACUGGCUGGAUGCUGGGGUUGGACGCCCGCCAUGGCGGCUUGAGGGCUGCAGACGACAGUUUGCGUCAGGGUGGCGGUGAUGGCGGGAGGCUCCUCGCACGUGUCCUGACGGGGAGGGCGGCUGACCUGGCCCGGGGGACGGCGGAGAGGGUCAGGCACGCCGGGCGAGCCCACCACCGCCCGCCGGGAGGGAGAGCUCGACCCGCUCGGGAGGGAGGAAGCUACAGGCCCGCCGGACCGUCCGACAACUUCCCGUCGGGAGACGGCGAACUCCGCACCGGCAAGGAAGACUUCAUGACCCGGCCAACCGUUCUCCCAGGACAAGGGGCAAAACCCUCCGACGCUGACAAGCUUAACACCAACAAUGUUCUCAAGAAUGACCAAGCGGAAAAAGUCACAAAUUCUGGGCACAAAAUACAACAUCCACAAACGUAUAUCACCGGAACUGUCCAUAAGGAGCCUGUGGAUAGGUCAGCAUCCGGAAGUACGUCAUCAUCCGGAAGUACGUCAUCGACACGUCAUGUUGCCAACGGCAGACGUCCUCACGUUAUAACAAUGAUACAUAACAUCAACGUCGGCAGGAAUCCGAGCGGAAGUACGUCAUCAGCAGGGAAUGACGGUACUGAAGAGAAGGCACAGAAUGUUCAGACAACUACCCAUAAUUCCAAGCCCCCGUCAGACGACUAUUCGGGCUCGAAUCUCAUGAGGGCGAUAAAAGAUCGUUUCAAAAUGGAGGAUCUCGUCAACAAAAACAUGAUGACGAUGAUGAAAUUUGUGCUGAGAACUGUCUCCGAGCAUACUGACGAAAUGUCCAGCCUCAGACUCCUCAUUUCUGACUUGAAAGCCGAAUUGGAAAGUGUCAAAGAAUCCAAGUACCACCCGCCGCCAUAUUUAGAAUCUCUACCAAUCAGAAACAAUGACACAGAUGACGAUGCUUUCAACAGAAUAUAUGGUGAAACUCUCAACGGCAGAGUAGCUGUUCUAGAGCAUCAGCUUGCACAAGAGACACUUGAAAAACAAAGACUGCAAGAGGAGGUUGAAAUGUUGAGGACGAAUCAGCUAGAUUUUAAUGAAAGAUUAUUAGAAAGUAAGGAAACAGUCAAAAAUAUCUCUGGGCAGUUCAAAGUCAUUGCUAAAAGCGUGAAUACAUUAGUACAGCAAGGAAAUGAAACCAUUGGAAUUCUGGGUACUUUAAACAAUGGCGGGAUGAACACGGAAGUGACGUCAGUCUUGGAACGGAUGCAGAAGAACAUCACCAUAUUAGGAGACGAGCUAGUCAACGUGGUCGAACAAAUUCUCGUGGGAAGAGACGAGAUCCAAGAAGUGGACGAGAAGUUGGAAAGUAUCGACGAGUUUUUCCAGAACUUCACCAGUGACAUCAAUACCUUCACGGACGAAGUCUACGACCUGUCAGAAAGAACGUUUCGAACCGAAGAAGAGAUCGGAAACGCUACGUUUGACAUAUAUUUCCUGAAAGAAGACGUAGCCGGGUUAAAAUCCAAAACAAUCGCUAACAACGAUUUUCUGUGGAGACACGAAGACAGACUAACAUCUCUGUCAUCAUCUAUAUCAGACCUCAAAGAUGAAGUCGAGAAAAAAGAAGAGGAAACGAGAGAUUAUUUCGACAAAAAGAUAACAGCGCUAGACGACGUUAUAGAUGAAAACACUAAGACUAUUUUACAGAUCGGUAGGGUACAGGAAAGCGUGGCCAAUGAGCUUGUCUCUGUUGCCGAGACGGCAAAGAACAGCGACCAACUGUUACGGGACCACGACGCCAUCUUGAAUCGGGUGGCGUCAGAACAGAACGUGCAGCGGAAGGCGAUGGAGGCGCAAGGGGGCGCUCUUAAUGACGUCAUCAACAUCGUCAGGGACAUGAACUUAGGUCUUCCUACUGCUGUUGCUACAGACUGCGCAGAUGUCUAUCAGUUUGGACAGCGUCAAAACGGCGUGUACAGCAUCCAGCCGGAGGGGUCAGAUGAGGUCAGCCAGGUGUACUGUGACAUGGAGACAGAAGAUGGCGGCUGGACCGUCAUCCAACGGAGGGGCAACGGAACGGUGGACUUCUACAGGACGUGGGAAGAGUACAAAAACGGGUUCGGAUCACCUCACACCGAGUACUGGCUAGGGAACGAGUUUAUACAUCUACUGACGGAACAGGGAGAGUACGAGUUGCGCAUAGACAUGGAGGACUGGGUAGGCAUGGCUGUGUACGCUCGCUACAGUACCGUGUACGUGGCAGACGAAGGCAAUUCCUACCGAAUCCGCCUGGGGGAGUACAGCGGCGACGCCGGGGACGGACUCAGACUUGGAGACAGACGGCGCUUCAGCACCAAGGACAAGGACCACGACCGGUGGGAGGAGGGCGAAUGUGCCAAGUACAGCAAAGGCGGUUGGUGGUUCGCAUGGUGUACCAGUGCGAAUCUGAAUGGGGUUUACCGGCACACCGGUCCGUACGACGGUGACCUGAACGGUGUAUAUUGGUACCCGUGGAAGGGCACACGGUAUUCCCUCCGUAAGGUGUCCAUGAAGAUCCGGCCCGUAGAUUUCAACAAGAAGAAACCCUCUGAGCGCGAGUUAGGAGACUACUGGCCAGAAGAAGACCAAGCUGCGGCUACAAAUGGGGGUUCAACGAGAACCGCACGUUGGAAAAAAGGGGAGGAUCCAAAUGGGGGUUUCCAGGAAGACGUUCCCAUUGUCUCGUCGGAGGAUUACCCAGAGGACGACAUGUUUGGGGAUCAGUUCAGAGGUCCUGAUUUCCCUCUCAAAACGAAGUCCGAUCGUUACGAAAUCCAGGUAGGUCCUAGCCAGGAUUUGGCGGGAAAGAAAGGAGAACGGGUCUGGGAAAAGGAAGACUCGUUUGAAGACGCUGAUUCGUUUCGUGGGCCGGAUUUUCCGGUGAACGGCUUCGGUUGGGACCGUGCAGGCGGCUAUGAUGUUGGACCAAACCGUGAUCUAUUAUUGACACAUAAAGGCGGCUAUAGAGACGACUGGGAGGACGAUUAAAUACUAAUCAUCUAUAUCACUUCAAAGGACGACUGUACAACAAAUGGUGCUCAGCCAAUUUUUUAAAGAACAUUUGUAAUUUUUGUUGUUGCAUUUUUCCUUAUGCUAAACGUUCUCCAUAAAUCGACACACCUUCCUUAUGACUUUUGUUGUCAAGUGCAUAAAUAACCAGUAGAUAGACAAUUCUAUGCCCUAUAUUAGGGUUGAUACUUGAUAGAAAAUCUAUGAUAGUCGAUAAUUUA
Branchiostoma belcheri (Belcher's lancelet) is the source of this 3854-nucleotide messenger RNA. RefSeq lists its product as uncharacterized. The record is from RefSeq and is a predicted model, not a curated record. The transcript has 7 exons. The coding region runs from base 556 to 3612 and encodes 1018 amino acids. NCBI's taxonomy places the organism in Eukaryota, Metazoa, Chordata, Leptocardii, Amphioxiformes, Branchiostomatidae.